Ramularia collo-cygni is the source of this 3153-nucleotide messenger RNA. RefSeq names its product related to Topoisomerase 1-associated factor 1. The transcript has 2 exons. The record is from RefSeq and is a predicted model, not a curated record. The coding region runs from base 1 to 3153 and encodes 1050 amino acids. NCBI's taxonomy places the organism in Eukaryota, Fungi, Ascomycota, Dothideomycetes, Mycosphaerellales, Mycosphaerellaceae. Gene Ontology annotation, molecular function: DNA binding. Gene Ontology annotation, biological process: replication fork arrest; DNA replication checkpoint signaling; DNA repair. Gene Ontology annotation, cellular component: replication fork protection complex.
AUGGAGGUGUUUGAGAAGAGCUCGACGGUCGACCCGGAAGUGCGAGCGUACAUCUCAUCGUUGGUGAAUGCGGUGGGAGGAAGCUCGACGGAUGACAGUUCCUACCAAAUCGGAGACGAUGCGGUGGCCGUGUUGAAGGAUCUCCAGCGUUGGCUGCGAUUGUACGAUGAAAAGACCAAUCGACUGGAUGUGAAGCGGUGUUUGGCCGAGGCGAAUCUGGUGCGAGGGGAUUUGUUGGAGAUAUUGGCGACAUGGCGCGAGGAAGAGCAGGAUGGGAACAAAUUGAAGGCGAAGUUGGCGUUGGCAUGUCUGGAACUUCUGGUGCCCUUGACGUGGCCGUUGGUGUUGGAGGAUGAGACGGCGACGGUCAAUCAUCACCGACAUGUCCCCUACCUCCAACUGGCGCAGGUGGGAUACAAGAGGGCCGUCUUGCAAUUCGAGGAUGCCCCCAUCCUCCGAACGGCGGUGCGAGUCGCCAUUCCCGCCAUGGCCACUCCGCGAAGGGAGAGAUCGAAGCGGGAUGAGGGAAUCAUCAAGUUGAUGCUCUACUUCUUCCGCAACCUGGCCAUGAUCACCCAACCCCAACAUCUUCCCUCUCAGGGCGAUGAGAAUGAAGUCAGCCGAUCCACCACCAUCGACACCUUCCAUCAGCAAGACAUUUUCAGCGUCUUGUUGACCGUGGGAUCCAGCAUGGGAGAGGAAUUUCAAGAACAGGACGUCAUCCUGUUGGAGAUUCUCUUCCACCUCCUCAAAGGCGUCGAUGCGAGGAAGCUGUUCAUGAAGAAGGAGCAGGUUAACAGCGAGGAGACGACGGAGCUGCAAAUGUUGAUGCAAAAGGAAAAGGCCAUGCUGAACAGCUACAAGAAACACGCUCCCACCCGACACAACCGCUUCGGCACCAUGAUCUGGCUGAGGCGGGAUGACAUGAAGAAUUCCACCGUCUCCGGCCAGGCCAGCAUCACCAAUGAAGCCACCACCCUCCACCAGAUGGAUGCCAGUAAGAAGUGGAACAAGCCGCAGUAUCGGGGGAAGCUUGCCCAAGAAUUCGACGAAAACUCCGAAUUUGGCAUGCGUACUGAAUUGACCGACACCGCAAGAAAUCAUUUGCGACAUUUUGUGGAAGAUUUCUUGGAUUCCUCCUUCAAUCCCCUCUUCGUCUCUCUCCGAAAGGCGAUGGAGAGAGAGGCCGAUCGGGUGCAAGACAUGCAUCGGAAGCAGUAUUUUUACCUCAUCUCCUGGUUCCUCGCCGCAGAGGCCGCACGACGAGAUCAAUCAACAAGGGACAGUACGUGGAACGCGGACCGUCCGACACAGACCAACCCAGAAGACAACACAUUUGCAUACAUCGCUGCCGUCCUCGAUCAAGAAACUUUUGUCCUCUUGAACAGACAGAUGCAGGCUGCGCUUGACAACAAGAGUUGGCAGGAUCUUCAAGCCACUCUCCUCGCAUUCACUCGCAUCCUCUUGACCGUCCAGAGCAUGGCGGAAAGUAAAGAUGAGGAAGAUCAGGAAAUCGCAGAAAACAUCCAAAACCGCAUCUUCUACGAAGAAGCCACCCACGAUCGCAUCGUCCAGAUCCUUCGAGGCUACACUCAUCAGGGUUUCGCCUAUCUGGAUGCCAUCACAGAAUGUGUACACGUCUUCGUCCGCAUGCUGGAACGCUACAGCAAGCAAAAUGCAGACCUGCAAAUCCGAUCCAAACGUCGUGCUCGCAAAAAGACGGCAAAGUCGGCAAAGACGACGGUUGGAGAUGAUGCAGAAGACGCCGCCGACCAAGCCGCCGAAGAUGAAAGAGAUGCCCACCGUGCCGUCUCCGAGCGAAAGUUCGAUUUCGCUCGCUUCUCUGCAAAGUUCCUUUCCCAGCAAUGCGUCAACGCCUUUAUCGCUUUGACCCACUACCACCGAGACCUCACCCCCGUACAGAUGAAACGCGCACAUCGAUUCUUCUACCGCUUGGCCUUUAAACAUGAACUGACGGUUCUCCUAUUUCGAGUGGAUAUCCUACAACUCUUCCACAAAAUGAUCAAAGGCCCGGAAGGAUUGGAUCCCCACAUGGAAGGCUUCAAAGAAUGGGAACAGCUCGUUCAACAAGUCUUUCGAAGAUGUAUCAAGUGGAUCGAACGGCCCAGCGACGGUCAAGGAUGGAGAGAAGCGGCUGUUGUGGAGAUGCUGUUCAGUAAGAUUCCCGCGACCAUGUUCUAUCUUCAGAAUGGGUAUGAACGAGUGGUGGAGAAGAGAGCACCGCGCCCACCUGCCGAACUCGAAAUCAAGGCCAGUGUUCCCGAGCAGCAGAGAUUGGCUGUCGCGGUCUCCAUGCUCAUCGAACAGGCCAAAGUGGGGGAAGUCAGCUGGGUGAAGGACCAACUCAAGAAUGCGCUACAGGAACGAAGAGCCUGGCAGGAUGAGCAGAAUGCGAGAGAUAUGGGUGUGGAUGAGACUGCGAAUCUUCCGGAAUCUCUUCCCGCACCUUCAAUCUUCAUCAACCCUGAUAAUGAAGAGCGGAAGUUGGCAUUGUUCAAGGAUAAACAUCUCCGUUUACUGCUCACUACAUUGGGAUUCCAACGUUUGGGAUUAGCGGAGGAUUCGGACGCUCAAUGGAUCAUCCCAUCCGACCUCUCGGCGGAGAAGAUUGAGGAGGCAUUGGGAAGAAUCCAAGCCGCGGAAUUCCAUCCUCCAACAUUUGACGACGACAAGACUGCUGCUGAUCUCAUCAAAAAUAAGUCCUCGACGCGCCCCGCAUUUCUCGAUGAUGAUGACGAGUCGGAGGGAAGUGGAGGAGUGGAUGAUGCCAUGUUCCCUCCCAAUCUCAAGGAAAAACGCAAAGCUCCGGCUGAUGAUGGGAGUGAGUUUCCGCAGAAGAAGAGGAGGAGGAGGAGAAGGAAGAACUCGGAUGCUGGGGAGCAGCUCACGGAAGCGGAGGUGGAAGCGAGGAGACGCGCGCGGGAGAAGAAGGAGCGGGAGAAGAAUUCGCGGAUCAAAAGUCGAUUAUAUGUCACGCGUAGUGAUGAUGAGAGUGAUGCGGAAGGUGAUGCGGAGUUUUUCCGCUUGGAGGCUGAGAGGGGGAAGAGGACUGCCGGGGAGAUUCGGAGGGCUGUGGCGGGGCUUGUUGCUGGAGAUGGGGGAAAGAAGAAGAAGAAGACGAAGAAGUGGUGA